Molecule: messenger RNA, 318 nt
Organism: Trypanosoma conorhini
Lineage: Eukaryota; Euglenozoa; Kinetoplastea; Trypanosomatida; Trypanosomatidae
Exons: 1
Coding region: 1-318 (105 amino acids)
Source: RefSeq, a predicted model, not a curated record
AUGUUCCCUGCGGCGGCAGAGGCGUCCUCCACCUCCUCAAACUGCACAUCUGCCGUACACUCCUCCGCCUCCGCAGCCCCGGCGGCAGAGCCCCGAGUUUCGAAGGAGACGACAUCGCCAAAGGAGGAGCAAAGACGCAGGAGGGACUGCUCGUCAAAGCCCGGGGGGAGGCAGCGGAUGCAAAUCUGGACCGACAUCCACCGGCAACGGGAAAAGGGCGGGAGAGUGGACCCAAAUGUCGAAAUCCAAAUACUUGAAAGGCGGUGUGUCUAUUGUACCGAGGCCCCGGAGCGCACAGAUAAAGAGAGAGAGCGAUAG